Molecule: messenger RNA, 976 nt
Organism: Cantharellus anzutake
Lineage: Eukaryota; Fungi; Basidiomycota; Agaricomycetes; Cantharellales; Hydnaceae
Exons: 1
Coding region: 196-855 (219 amino acids)
Source: RefSeq, a predicted model, not a curated record
GCCACUCUCUGACUACCGAAUAGACGCACGACAGCUAUGCCUAAUUGCUUUCCGCGACGCAAUCAUAUUGCCACGUUACGAGAAAUUGACGUUAUUGCUUUCUGAAGGGUUAAGUAGGACAAAUGACACAGAGGGUGACCCCGGGGAGAACUGGCAGUGGGCCCGUAUCCAGCAAAUGUCAGUGUUACUCAUUGAAUGGUGCCAAUACUGAAUUUCCGUUAUCAUGAAAGGUUACUAGUCUUAGGGUCAAAUUCUAGGACCUCAAGUGGCGAUCUUCCUCGUGGGGAACAGGCUACGAAUCAGCUUUUGGUCUUCUUCCGUCGUUCACUACCCCCAUGCCACCUCCGAGACAAAAAUUCUGAUGGCUUCAUUGGGACGAAGAACAGGUUCCCGGAGCGGCCUACCGGCUUUUCAGGUGCUGCUGGCGAUAGACGGGGGCGAAUUGAUUUCAGCUCACUCAGGGGAAACAAGCGCGGGUCGCCUACGGCAAACUACCCCGAAAUCAGUCAAGGUGGUACCCAUCAAUGGGCACCUCAUAGACGGAUGCAGACGUCCAAUUCGGAUGACGAUGACAGUGAUCUUGGCGUCCCUCUCGGCAGUGCAACUCCCACACUGACCAGCUCAAGAAACUAUGUGAAUCGCUAUUCUCCGCAGAGGCUCUACACAUCCUCUCCUGAGCGGGCAGAGCCUGGCCAUGUCAAUCACCAGCAGAAAAGCACCGGAAAAGAAGCGGACGAACCACGAGGGGUGGAUGAUUCUGAUGAGGACGAAGAUUAUGGGCAAGUCGUGGUAAUUCAUCGUUUUCUUAAAGGAUCGUCAUCUUGCACUGACACUCUAUUCCAGCGACAUCUAUGACGGGCUUGGAUCCACGCUGGAAUAUUUAUCACUACAAAUGUCGGUACAUAUGAGAUAGUCAAUGGUAGGCAGGUGACCAGCCUCUCUUUAACGAGUCAAUGGAACGGAUACAUGGACUAUA